This is a messenger RNA of Xenopus laevis (African clawed frog), 829 nucleotides long. RefSeq names its product LYR motif-containing protein 9. The record is from RefSeq and is a predicted model, not a curated record. The transcript has 3 exons. NCBI's taxonomy places the organism in Eukaryota, Metazoa, Chordata, Amphibia, Anura, Pipidae. Bases 377 to 610 code for a protein of 77 amino acids.
CACUGAGAGCAACAUUCAAGGGGUUGGAGAGCAACAUGUUGCUCACGAGCUACUGGUUGGGGAUCACUGCUAUAGAAGAACGUAGAAGGCAGAACAGGGUAACCCGGAUUUCAUUGUUUCAUUGGACAUCUGUUUAUUUCGGGCGCACUCUCAGUAUGUGUACUAUAAAGGUGCAGUGACUGGCAGCUUUCAAUCUCUAUGUGCCACUGACUAAAUGGUAUAAUAUGAGCUGACAGGUCAGGCAGCCUGUGCCGGUUGUACCAGGAGGACAUUGGGAAUUGUUUAGCUGCACUUGCAGAGCUGAGUCAGACUGGGGUCCCAUAUCCAGGCUCUAAAAAACACAGCGGCUCACAUAUCCGACAGAUCCAAAGUAAAAAUGCCACCAUUACCUGGUGCUGAGCUGGUACAUAGCCCUUUGCAACUCUACAGAUAUCUCCUUCGAUGUUGCAAGCUACUCCCUAGCAAAAGCCUUCAGCACUAUUACAGACACGCAGUGAAGCAGAGUUUCCGAGUUCAUGCAGAUGAAGAUGAUCCUGAGCGGAUACAGAAUAUUAUUAAGAGGGCCAUAGAAGAUGUUGAAUGGGUGCUAAAUAAAGUACGUUUCACAUAACUGAGAUCACUAAGUUAAAGUUUAUGAGCUGUAAAAUGGGGACCACAGGGGCUUUCCCAAGUUCACCCUGCUGUAGAGCAACUUUUUAUAGUUAAUUUGACUCAACUCAAUGCAGCAUGACAUCAACUUUUUUUCAUUGCAUGGAAUCGUGUUCCUGUGCAACAUGUUGAACUGUGCUAGUAGAGCUGGAAUUUAUCAAUAAAACUCACUUAAUCCACA